AUGUCACCUAUUUUUCAUUGGCAGGCUCCUGAACCGCCCAGAGUUAAAGAAAUAGAGGAAGAUCGGAUCAUCCUUCGCCCUAUUGGUCCAGGAGUUCAAACUCUAGAACCCGAAAACUUACACACAGGAACUUUGGGCCGACCUUCAACACCUGGCUUCCCUACAGCACCUG
Molecule: messenger RNA, 172 nt
Organism: Candidula unifasciata
Lineage: Eukaryota; Metazoa; Mollusca; Gastropoda; Stylommatophora; Geomitridae
Source: the annotation of a GenBank genome assembly